Podarcis lilfordi (Lilford's wall lizard) is the source of this 492-nucleotide messenger RNA. The record is from the annotation of a GenBank genome assembly. NCBI's taxonomy places the organism in Eukaryota, Metazoa, Chordata, Lepidosauria, Squamata, Lacertidae.
AUGGACGAUACCUCAUUUGCCCACACAACCAGCAAAAUGAAAAAUGAUAAUAUCUUCUGGGGAGAGCACUUUGGGUUCUCUGGCCUUCCACCUGCCCAUAGCAUCACCAUCCACAUCUAUAAAGAUGUCGAAAAGAAGAAGAAAAAGGACAAGAACAACUAUGUGGGUCUGGUCAACAUCCCCAUAGCUGCUGUGACUGGUCGGCAAUUCGUGGAGAAGUGGUAUCCCAUCAGCACUCCCACACCCAAUAAAGGGAAGACAGGUCCAUCCAUACGGAUAAAAUGUCGUUACCAGACUAUUUCCAUCCUCCCCAUGGAGCAGUACAAAGAGUUUGCUGAAUUUGUGACCAACAACUACACAAUGCUAUUCUCUGUUCUGGAGCCAGUCAUCAGUGUCCGGAACAAAGAGGAGAUGGCCUGUGCUUUAGUGCACAUUCUUCAGAGCACUGGCAGAGCCAAGGUACCCCAUCAGCACCCCACCCACGCCCAGUAA